UUCGCGCUGCGCUAGGCUCACAGAUGCGAGUGCGCUGCGAUAGAAGAAAAAACAGGGUCGAAACGACAACCGAAGGGAGGACUGUGUAGUGUAAUCAUGUGUCAAGAAUCACGUGCUGCUGCUGCUGCUGCUACUGCUGCUGGCCUGCUGCUGCGCGGCGAGCGCCGUCGCCGAGGCGGGCCUCGGCGGAGAGCGCGAUUAUGCGGCCUUUUCCGCGACCCGCACAAAGAAGAGGCGCCCUCCGUCAGCCUCGACCUGCCACCGGCUCGCGUCGACCGACCCGGCCGCGUGCCACACCUCCACAGCCCAGUGCGCCAGCCCGCAGAAGUUGCCCUCCUCGAUGCCCCAUCCCGUGGGCCACGCGGCCAAAGCGGUGCCGAGAGGCGGCGGCGGCGCCGCGGUCGCCUCGAGACGCGCCGCGACGGCGUCAAAGGCGAUCCGCCUCGCGCCCGUCGCGGCCGCCUCGGCCAGCAGCGCCUCCCCGGCCAGCCGCGGGAGGUCGCCCUCCGUCUCGAACCAGCACGACGAGCGGCCGUCGGCGCACGCCUCGUCCCACGCCUUGAGCUGGCGGACAAAGGCCGCCAAGCUCUUGAGGCCGGGCGAGGGCGCGGCGGGCGACGGGGCAAGGGAGCAGCCGGGCGAGGAGAGGUAGGAGGUGCUCGCCGGCGAGCGCUCCCGCGCCUGCGAAGGGGCAAGGCCUGAGGGCGGGCGGGCGGUCGGGCGGGCGGGCGCGGGUGGGGGGGAUAAACGCUGCGCCGCCAAAGGAACCAGCGACACUGGCCGCGGCUCGUCGCCACGCGCCGGCUCGGAAGAGGGGCUGUCGGCCGCUCCCGGAGCCGGCCGGUGCGCGCCUGACCCACGCCCCCUCUCGCACCCCUCCGACCCCCCCUGCGCGGCGCACCCGUCCGCUGUGCGCCGGCUCGAGCGCCAGAAUGUGGCCGCAGGAAGAGCCUCCGGCGGGCCUCCGGCGGACGCCUGGCGGCGUGGCGCUGCGCGCCGGCCUGCGGCCCAAAGCCCGAACGAGCGGUCAAGUUAACUUGACGCGC
This is a messenger RNA of Emiliania huxleyi CCMP1516, 1046 nucleotides long. RefSeq lists its product as hypothetical. The transcript has 3 exons. The record is from RefSeq and is a predicted model, not a curated record. NCBI's taxonomy places the organism in Eukaryota, Haptophyta, Isochrysidales, Noelaerhabdaceae. Bases 341 to 652 code for a protein of 103 amino acids.